Drechmeria coniospora is the source of this 1848-nucleotide messenger RNA. Its product is annotated as cell wall glycosyl hydrolase Dfg5. The coding region runs from base 1 to 1848 and encodes 615 amino acids. Gene Ontology annotation, biological process: carbohydrate catabolic process; fungal-type cell wall biogenesis. Lineage: Eukaryota; Fungi; Ascomycota; Sordariomycetes; Hypocreales; Ophiocordycipitaceae. The record is from RefSeq and is a predicted model, not a curated record. The transcript has 3 exons. Gene Ontology annotation, molecular function: mannan endo-1,6-alpha-mannosidase activity.
AUGGUCCGGACAUGUCCACGGCGGGGCCUCGGUCGCCGCUUCAUCGCGGCCUCGCUGCUGUUGGCCGUCUGCCCUUGGGCCGGCGCCUACGAUCUCAAUCCCGACUCGACCGAGUCCAUCAUAAGCAUCGCGAAGCAGAUGGCCGCCGACCUGGUGUCCUAUUACGACGGUGACAAACCCGGUCAGACGCCGGGUCUCUUGCCGAAACCAUACUACUGGUGGGAGGCCGGCGCCAUGAUGGGAUCCCUGGUCGAUUACUGGUACUACACAAAGGACGAAAGCUACAACGCCCUCGUCACCCAGGCCCUCCUCUGGCAGGUCGGCGACACCAACGACUACAUGCCCCAGAACCAGACGCUCACCGAGGGCAACGACGACCAAGGCUUCUGGGCCCUCGCCGUCAUGUCGGCGGCCGAGAACAACUUCCCCAACCCGCCCGCCGACAAGCCCCAGUGGCUCGCCCUCGCCCAGGCCGUCUUCAACACGCAGGCGGCGCGCUGGGACAUGCAGCACUGCAACGGCGGCCUGCGCUGGCAGAUCUUCGAGUGGAACAACGGCUACGACUACAAAAACUCCAUCUCGCAAGCCUGCUUCUUCGCCCUCGGUGCCCGCCUCGCCCUCUACACGGGCAACAGCUCCUACGCCGACUGGGCCGAGAAGACGUGGGAGUGGAUGGUCAACGUCAACUUCAUCGACAAGAACUGGUACGUCUACGACGGCGCCCACAUCGGCACCAACUGCACCGACAUCGUGCCCUACCAGUUCACCUACAACGCCGGCGGCUUCAUCCUCGGCGCCGCCGCCAUGUACAACUUCACCCGCGACGACAGGUGGAAGGACAGGCUCGACAACCUGCUCGAAGGCAGCCGCGUCUUCUUCAUGGGGCCCGACAAGAACAUCAUGACCGAGGUGGCCUGCGAGACGGUCGACCGCUGCAACCUCGACCAGCAGUCCUUCAAGGCCUACCUGAGCCGCUGGCUCGCGAGCAUCACCAAGUGGGCCCCCCACACGUACGACUUCGUCAUGCCCUACCUCCGCGCCUCGGCCGUGGCCGCCGCCAAGCAGUGCGUUGGCGGCAGCAACGGCCGCCUCUGCGGCCUCAACUGGUACACGGGCGACUUCGACAACAACACGGGCGUCGGCCAGCAGAUGGCGGCCAUGGAGGUGACGCUCGCCUGCAUGGUCCAGGACCGCGCCGCGCCCGUGACGGAGACGACGGGCGGCACGAGCAAGGGCGACCCCGGCGCCGGCGGCAGCGACAUGGGCCGCACCCAGCCCAAGAGCGAGACGCUCCGCCCCAUCACGGCCGCCGACACGGCCGGCGCCGCCAUCCUCACGGCCGUCGUCAUCCUCGCCACGGUCGCCGCCAUCGCCUGGAUCCUUCUUGACGAGACGUCGGACCAGUCGCCGUGGCAGCAGUUCAGGUCCUUCCACAGCGCCGCCGGCGCCUCGGUGGCCGCCUUUGCCGCCGGCGGAGGCGCCGCCGCCGCUCACCGCCGGAAAAGGGACCGGGACCUCGAGGAGAAGGCGGGCGCGACCGGCAGCUCGGGUAGCGAUCGAAGCGUCCAGUCCAGCGAGAGCAGCCGGGCCAUGGGCGAGAUGCCCGUCACCAUGGGCCAGAUGCAGAUGCGCGGCGAGAGCGGGCCCCAGCAGCACCGGCGCGUGUCCAGCAUGCCCAUCGGCUGGCCCCACAACUCGUCGCUCCGGCCCAGCACGGUGAGGUCCGGCCAGCGACCCAUGUCCAUGGGGCCGCUGUCGACGGCUCCGCCGGACACGACGAGGCUGUCGAACGGUUCGCUCGCCGAGAUGCCGCCGGCGCCGCCGGCGCGGGCGAUGACGAGAGAGUGA